UCCACCAUCAUCGAGAUUUCCCCUAGCAGUCUUUUAGGCCACCAUCUACCCCCUACCCCAAUCAAUCCUCUACCUGAACGGUGCGUAGUACUGCAAGGUACAGAAUGUCUAGCUAAUGAAAUAUCCAGGAUGGCGGAAAAAAGCUGAUACAUAGCACGUACUUGAGACAGGCAAAGCUCUAAGAUGGUAGGCCAACUGUGCAAAUUGUCGCCAGUGGGUCCCAACACAAGGACCGCACUAUUUCCUGUUAGCGUGCCUCUUAGUUGAACACGUCAUAUGCUGCAGAUUGAUUGCAACCGGUUCCCGUCUGCCCUGGCGUCUCCGUACAGCUGGAGUCGACUCGUGUCAUUUGCAUACGACGAUCGGUAUUUUACAGGAGCUGAGAGGCCUUGCACCAAACUGAUGGCUGAAUGUAGCGCAGGCCAAACGCUAGACGACUGCGAAAAGCAGCGAUGUGACCACGCCAGUACCGGCAAUAACUCGGACAGAUCAUUAAGGGCUCGACUCAUAGCAUUGUAAUAUAUCACCCGAUUAGGCUGACUGCUUCAUUUGAAAGGAAACAAAGCGAGCGUGAUCAUUACGGCAUGUUUACGAAUCUUCAUAGCGAUGGGAACUUCACCUGUACGAUCUAGGCCAGGCCUCGACUAAGUGAGCUUUAAAUCGAUCGAAAUUGCAAGCGUAACUAGUAACGUUCCAGCGGAUUCUACUAGUGGCGGAACUAACGGCCGCUCCUGCAGACUAUUAAACGGCAUUUCAUUCGAAAACGCAACGUCGCUCCAUCAGAAGCUAAUCUAUAGUUGGUUAUUGUGAUAUUAUCCUUGCUUCAAAAUGUGCGCGCCACUGGUUUUCGUAGCGGUGGCCGUCAAAGUUCUGGCUCUCGCUGCAGGUGCAAUGGAUGAAGAAGGAGUGAUCCAGUGGUUUCUUGACCUUGGGACCUCACUCGGAAUAUCACAAGAUGGUACAACAAAGGAGCCUGAUAAUAAGACAAAACUGCCAACUGUUGAGGAACUUGAUGAGAUGGUGUCGAAGUUGAAACCUGACAUAAUGCAAGCGGUCAUGUGCGAUGAUGAUCUUGCAAAGGUGGAGACCAUGAUCACUAAGCUACAUGAAGCCGCUAGCAUCUAUCUGAAGAGCCAGCAAGGCUAAAAUUUAAAGUUUUUUCAGUCCUUCGCUAUUCUAACACAACACUAUGUACCAAAGAGUGACAGUGACCACUUAUAAACAUUUGAAAUAAUUCACAACGAUAAAUAUGUACAGGGAUGUUUUUUCCUUGUUUGUUUUAAAUACGCUUGACCUUACAGUGUGGGAUAGGUAAGAAAAAUAUAGGCUUGUAUACUGAGUUCUGAAAAGAGCACAUAGAGCUGAAGCACUUUCAGAGACUCUGAUAUCACAGUCUUAAAUAAAAGCUUGGC
Messenger RNA from Varroa destructor (honeybee mite), 1412 nucleotides. RefSeq lists its product as uncharacterized. The record is from RefSeq and is a predicted model, not a curated record. NCBI's taxonomy places the organism in Eukaryota, Metazoa, Arthropoda, Arachnida, Mesostigmata, Varroidae.